Molecule: messenger RNA, 1155 nt
Organism: Bufo gargarizans (Asiatic toad)
Lineage: Eukaryota; Metazoa; Chordata; Amphibia; Anura; Bufonidae
Gene: CENPK
Product: centromere protein K
Exons: 11
Coding region: 105-992 (295 amino acids)
Biological process (GO): mitotic sister chromatid segregation; kinetochore assembly
Cellular component (GO): nucleus
Source: RefSeq, a predicted model, not a curated record
UCCUCUGCGGCGCUCUCUGAUGACGUCACUCCGGCUGCCAAUAGCUAGCAGACGCGCCUGAUUCGGGCUUGUGUGGUUCGGUUCGUGGUCUGACAGCGGCUGGGAUGGCGGCACCUGCUGUUACCAUGGACAACCUGGAUGAGCUGCUGAAAGAGACCGAACAUCUUGCAAGACACAUGUCUACAUACCAGCAUGAAGUUGCCCCCGACCUGCUGACUACUGGGAUGCAAGGCAGUGAGGAAUUAUUACAACAUUGUGAAGAAAUUUGGGCACAGAUUGGGCAGUGCCAGAACCAGCUCAUGGUAAUGGAACCAGAAACUUUGCCUGAUUCUGAUGUGCAGCUAUUUCUUCUCAUGAUGAAAGCAAAGGCUCUCACAGUUGAGUACGAGCAGUGGCAAGAGACAUCACCCGAGAUAAUCUCCAACAACCAGGACGUUCUGCUCGCCACUGGAAAAGAAGAGUUGCAAAAUGUUGAUCAGGACGUUGAGAUGAUGCUCUCGGCAGUUCGGGCGGAGAACAAGAAACUGAAGAGUGAUUUGGAAAAAGAGCAACGCUGGUUGGCGGAACAGGAGGAAGUAUUGGAAGCACUGAAAGGAAAGCUGGAGGAAGUAAAAAAUCACACCGAAAACAUUUCUGAGAAAAGAACAUUUCAGGAACUCAAAAGUAAACUUCAGAAAGUGAAAGCCUACAGGGAAGAACUGCUGUCUGCUUUUGGAGACUUCUUAGAAGAGCAUUUUCCUGUUCCUCACGAGCUUGAAAGGAGUCUCAAGAAGAAAAAGGGUAUCUCUGCAGAGCCUGAGGUGCAGUGGAUACGUCUACACGCUAUUUUAGAGACUCUCAUCAACCAGCUCACGAACACCCCCAACGAUCCCUAUAUUAUAGUUAAGGACGAGUACUGGCCUCCUUACAUUGAGUUGUUGCUCCGCUUUGGAAUUGCAUUGAGACAUCCAGCAGAUGCAAAUCGAAUACGCCUGGAGGCUUUUCACCAAUGAACAUUAUUAUUUUACAGACUUUCUUUUAAAAAUGCACUGCGCGCCUUCAUUUAUAUAUUUUACUACCAACUUUAUGUAGAAAAUGUUUUUUAUCGGAAAUAUUUUAACCUGUAGUUGCGACCGCAAUUUUUUUAAAUUCUGAAAUAAAUCUCAUCCUUUUAAA